Molecule: messenger RNA, 292 nt
Organism: Habropoda laboriosa
Lineage: Eukaryota; Metazoa; Arthropoda; Insecta; Hymenoptera; Apidae
Product: U6 snRNA-associated Sm-like protein LSm5
Exons: 3
Coding region: 17-292 (91 amino acids)
Biological process (GO): mRNA splicing, via spliceosome
Cellular component (GO): U6 snRNP; Lsm1-7-Pat1 complex; U4/U6 x U5 tri-snRNP complex
Molecular function (GO): RNA binding
Source: RefSeq, a predicted model, not a curated record
CAUUAAUAUUUCCACUAUGACGAGUUCUGUCAGUACAAAUCCAUCGACGUUAUUACCCUUAGAAUUAGUUGACAAAUGUAUCGGUUCACGGAUACACAUCAUCAUGAAAAAUGAUAAAGAAAUUGUCGGUACUCUGUUAGGCUUUGACGAUUUUGUAAACAUGUUACUCGAAGAUGUGACGGAAAGUGAAGCUACCCCAGAAGGCCGAAGAGUCACCAAACUCGAUCAAAUUUUGCUUAAUGGAAGCAAUAUUACAAUGCUUGUACCUGGUGGAGAAAUGCCUGAUACAUAA